Coregonus sp. 'balchen' is the source of this 12980-nucleotide messenger RNA. The record is from the annotation of a GenBank genome assembly. Lineage: Eukaryota; Metazoa; Chordata; Actinopteri; Salmoniformes; Salmonidae.
CUAACCCUAAUUUAAGACCAAAGAGCUAAUUGGUUGUUUUCAUGGAUUGUUACGAUAUAGUCAAUUCUGACUUUGUGACUGCUGUCUAGUGGAAACCGUACAUCAGCAUAGUUGCGUCUCCAGGACGACAAACAAUUACAAAACGAACGGAUAUGCUUGUUUGUAUCCAGCAACCAACACCUGUCGCCGAUAUCCUUGAACCGGACUGUUUCAGUGCUUUCAAAGAAGACCAUAUCGGUAAUUUUCGGGAGGGAUAUAUUUGUUUAGGAAUGUAUCGGUGGGCAACGACAGUGAUUGAUCAAUAACCAUUCAACAUUAGCUCAGAAGUUCAAAGAAGCUAGCUAGCGCGCUGCUGCAAGCAGUGCUGGCUGCCAAACAACAUAGCUAACUACAUAAUCACGAUUCAUGUGUUAACUUGUUUAUAUUCAACAACUCCUUCAAAACGAAAGAUGUUUAAUUUUUUAGGGUAGUCAUAUGGCGAUUGCAGCUGCAAAAUAAGUUGAUACAUUGUUGCCUUGAAUCAUCUGUUUUCAGAACAUUCAUGAUCAAGUGUUUCCUUGCAGAAUGUCUACUUGUGGCUGACUUACUUUGUAAUUACCAAAAAGGAAUGAGAAACAUUGCAUAAGAGUUCGCUAUCUAAACAAAGAAUUAGGAUGAACAUCACGGAAGUGGAGGAUCAUAUUUCCAUGAAAUACGAAAUAAAGAGAAGACUUGGAAAGGGGGUAAGUAAUUUUGUCUGUCCCAGUUUUUAUAGUUCCUGAAAAAGUAUUAUUUGUUGUAAAAAAAAAAUAAUAAUCUGACAAUAGUAAUGUGAAAGUAAAACUAAUGAAUGACAGCUGUAUUGCACACUCACUUGUCAAACAAUAAUAGCAAAUAAAUACAAAGAGCAAGUGGUUGUGUGUCAAAUUGUAUUGAUUUUGAUCUACGUGAUUAGUACUGUCUAAAGAGAAAAAUAAGUCGCUUUUGUAAUCCAUUUUAUUCUAUAUGAAUAGUCAUUGAAUUACUCUCAAUUACACACAUUGCUACUUUUCACAUUUACCUCCCCAGUCAUUCCUUUAAGAACAAUUCUUAAAAUUCCCCAGAAUUAGUCUCUGUGAAUACUGAUGUCAUAAGCUGGAGGAUUGAAACAAGCCGUUUCUUUCAGCCAGGUCAGCAGACUUUGAUACUAGGGAAAGAGAAAAAUCACUGACUUCAGAGUCCAAAUCUUUUGUUUAGUUUUUCCCUAGACGUAGAAGACCUGUUUUCUUUUCCUUGACAAACCAAGAAGAGUCUCAAUGUUUUAGAUCUAGCCUCCCUGAUGCUUAUUAUAUCUCUGAACUGUAUAGUGGCAGGUGGCAAACCUGGGACACUGUUGAGUAAUGUAGAUGCGUCACUCAAUACUACCUAUAAUCUUCCCAUGAUGAGGCCAUGGGUCCUAUUACACAGGUGUUAAUGAAACCGACAUCAGUGUGCUGCUCACAGUACAUCUUCCUCCACUGUCCCUGACCAGGCUCGAACCAGUGAUCGUUUUCUCGCAAACACAAGUGACCGUCCUCCUUGACAACGUACCAACCGUUUUAGCUGUACGAAUGCCACCAAUUGGAUAGCUCCAUCGGCGACAUUUCUAGCUUGCUGUGGAGUGAGUUUACGGCACGUUCUUAACUCCAUUACACUCACCGCUUCUGAACUCGCGACACAGCGAGCUACCCCGGCCAUUGAGGUAAUUCCAACUGCCGAUCCGGGUCACGGCACCAGUGACACCUACGUCAGUGUGCUGCUCACAGUAUAGCUUCCUGCACUGUCCCCAUACCGGGCUCGAACCAUUGAUCCUCCUGCUCUCAAACCCACGUGACCGUCCUCCUUGACAACGUACCAACCGUUUGAGUUAUACAACAGGUGCCAAUUGGACAGCUUCAUCUGCAACAUUUCAAGCUAGCUGUGGAGUGAGCUUUCGCCACGUUUACAGUUCAAAUUUACCCAAGGAAAUAAAACAAAUGGUGUGGGGUUGUUGGGCACUAUUCCUAGGUUACAAUACCAAGAGUACCAUCAUAAGAUCCAAGACAGUAAUUUGUCAAAAACGGAUCCUUCCCCCAAAAGUCUUCCUUUGAAUACCCCUAUUUCCCCAGUUUUCAGUCUUUCUGACAGGAUUAAAGUAAGCCUUGCUAUGCUCGUUUAGCAGGAAGUCACUGACGCCAGAGGGACCAGACCAGUGUCUAGUGUUCCCUGACCAUGUCUUGUCUUCUCACCCAUUGAUGUCAUAACCAGUCACCUCUCCUCAAUGUGCUGCUGACUCCAAAAGUGCUUAGUAAUCGCUCCCUAGAACGUUUAGUCUUUCCUUAUUCUCUUCUCUACUCCCCUGUCUGUUCCAUGUUGUGUUUUGAGUUUCUCUUAGGGCUCAACUACAGUCUUGUGGCUGUUUGUUUUACCUUUAAUCCUUAUAAUGGCUCACUAACAGUUUUAUAUCUCUUUAUCCACUCUGUGUCCAGGCAUAUGGGAUUGUAUGGAAGGCUGUGGACAGACAGACAGGAGAAGUUGUGGCUGUAAAGAAAAUAUUUGAUGCCUUCAGGAAUAGGACUGAUGCCCAGGUUUGUGAUUCAUGAUGAGAUUGGUCAUUGACAUAGACUACUAGUUUUGUCUGCCACUAACUAGGUGUAGCUACAACGGUAUAAAAAUGUAUGCACUCACUAACUGUAAGUCGCUCUGGAUAAGAGCAUCUGCUAAAUGACUAAAAUGUAAAAAUGUUAAUAUAUGUUGUGCCAGUUUGUGGGGCGUAACAAAAAAGUCCCUAUUCAACAACCUUGACUAUAUCUAAUUAUCAUUUUAUGGCAAUACUGUAAGAGCCAGGGGUUCUCAAACAACUUGUUUCAUUUUUUUCCGUUAAUGAUUAAAUAGAUUGUUAAUCAAAAUUACUUUGGCCUUUCCUACCUCUUCCCAAUGUUAUUUUUUCUCCACAGCGGACAUUCAGAGAAAUAAUGUUUCUUCAGGUAAGACUGAAUACCUAUUUCAGUUAGCAACAAAUGGGAAGUUGAACUGAGUGCUUCAAUUGUUUGAAAUGGAGGACAACCGCAGCCAGCUACAGUAUAUAGCCAGAGUGGAAUGGUCAUGUUGCUGUGUACACUGGGACUGUGUUUGCAUACCGUAAUGUAAACACCAGAUGGCUCCUGCUCUUCAGGAAGAGUCCUUCAUGCUGAUUAGCCCCUGCCAAGUGUUGAACUGGUGUAUCUACAAUUGUGUAUAACAUAAUCUGGCCAAUUUAGAACCGAAAAUCUCACAUAAACGUAGCCUGUCCACGAGAGAUUAUGCAUAACAAAAUGGACAUUAACAUUUUUAUGGCAUGGUUUUGAAAUGAAUGCAUACAAUAAUAAAUCCCUAUGCUAAAGUCUCAUAGUCUAGACAGAGACAGUUCUGUUUAGUUAUUCUAUAGUUGAGCAGAAGCCUUAGUCCAGGUUCACAGAUACAACCCCUGUACCAUUUUAAAGAGACUACUAACAGUAUUGUGGACAGUUUGCAGUGUGAUUUGGUGCUUAGUUCAUCAUUCAUAGGGUGGCCAUAUAUUCUGACCUACUGAAAGGGGACAGAAAACUGGUCGCACAGAGAAGCAAACAGUGUGGUCAGUUUUUGUACGUUUCCAUCCUCUGCGGCCAGGGAAAACAGGCCAGGGCCUUAAGCUGUGUGUCAGUGUCCAUAAUCAGCUAUUGCCAUCUCCCACAAAAACACUGGCACCACAGUCUAGAGGAUUUACAUAACAACGCAUCUAAACAUUAACCCACACCAACACCACCUAGACUGUUCUUAUGUCACUAUCCCUAAGAAGAUUCUUCCCUUUGUAGUCGUAACAUUUAUUUCACUCAAUUAUGGUGGUCUUUGAGGACUGUGUGUGUGCUUGUUUGUGACGUGUGUGUGUGUGUGCGCGUUUUCUAAACUGUUCUGUAUUUCUCCCUGCAGGAGUUUGGAGAUCAUGCCAACAUCGUCAAACUGCUGAAUGUCAUCAGAGCUCAAAAUGACAAAGAUAUUUACCUGGUCUUUGAAUACAUGGGUGAGGACUCUUAUGUGGAUUAUCUGUUGACAUCCAUUUUUAAUAUUAUUUUGAUUUCACUUGAGGAAUGUGGUAAUAUGUGAGAUGGUAGCACACUGUAUCAUAUAAAAUGGCUAUUUGGUAAUGUGAUGGAACAUUUUAUGUUUGUGCUUUUCUAAUAACCAAUUUCUGUGUUCAUGCAAGUGACUGAUUUGAACGAAUCCUCACUAUCAGUAUCUGCAAUUUGGCAGUACGCCCAGAACCUUGUUUUGAGAACGAAAGGAUAUCUCAGUUUCAAGGUCUCAGCUUGGAGAGAAGAAGCCUCGUGAGGUAUUGGUCUGUCACAUGCAUGAACCAGUAUUGGUCGGUCACAUGCAUGAACCAAAUGUUAAUGAUACCUGUGCUUUGCCACAGUAUUUAUUAUUGGCCACCUAUCCUGUGCUAAAUUUAAUUGGGUCGGCCAUUUUGAAAUAACAGCAAAAAAAAUGCAGGCAGGCAAGCUGCAAGGUUAUUCAGCAGUUUAAACCUGGCACCAGAGGAAAGGGUGAUGGGGAGGGCUCCUCUCCUCUUGGCUGCCUGCUAUGCAUGCUGAGUCUACACAUUGGACUGCUCUCUGUUCUCUGCAGCCUAAUCUCUUAGUGUGUGGGGCCGCAUCACUGCACAUGGUGCCCCUGGCACACACCCACCGUCACACGUGCACACAUUUUUGGGGGCACUGCAGGAGUGCGUAGAUUGUUUAUGGGAAACGUGACACAUCUGGUUUGUCAUUCACUUGACUGCUAAAUUAAUCUUGUGUUUGUGGUUCAUUGUGUGUUUGUGGAAAGGUGUUUUCAAAGUGUCAUUAUUCUAAGGGGGGGGGGGGAAGAAUGAAUGCUCAGUGCUGGACGAUUCCAUUUGGUUAUGAUUCCUGUUGGUUAUUUGUGUUUUUACCAACUGUGUGUUGCAGACACCGACCUGCAUGCAGUGAUAAAGAAAGGCAACCUGCUGAAAGACAUCCAUAAACGCUAUGUCAUGCAUCAACUCCUCAAGGCCACCAAAUACCUGCACUCAGGCAAUGUCAUCCACAGAGACCAGAAGGUACAGUAAAAUGGUUAAAUUGCCAAUGUACUAAAAAGUGUGCUUGUUGAGAAUAUGACAUUAUUGCAUUUGCAGAUGUGCUGGUGCCACCAGUAUGGAUGACGCUAUCCAAUUAUUCUGUUUAUCUGGAGGGAAAACUAUUUGGAUGACAUGAUUGAAUUUGCUUUUCUCUUCCCUCAGCCCUCCAAUAUUCUGCUUGACACGGAUUGCUUUGUGAAGCUUUGUGACUUCGGUUUAGCAAGGUCUCUCUGCCAGAUCCAGGAGGAUGCUGGGAACCCGGCGCUGACAGAGUAUGUGGCGACGCGGUGGUACAGAGCUCCUGAGAUCCUGCUGGGCUCCUCAAGGUACACACACACUGGGAUUACAUGGAGCAGUGCACUGUACGGCCUACUUUUCCCAAGUAACUGAGCCACUCCUUUAGGCUUGAAUUUUUUUUUUUUAUAAUCAAGGGUGAAAUGCACACAUCCAUACAAAACAUAAUCUGGUGUGCAUCAUGUGAUUUUAACCAACUAUGAGCAGGCAAUGCCUACUCAUAAUUGGUUAAAAUCAGAUGUAAUCAGAAACACUUAUCUACUACCAAACAUAGAAAAGUGCCAUUUUCACAUAUGUUGAUGUUGGGGUGGAGCUGGAGAUGAUGAAUAUGAAGUAUAAUUUUUUUUGAAUUUCCCUUUAAUGUAUACAGUGGGGAGAACAAGUAUUUGAUACACUGCCGAUUUUGCAGGUUUUCCUACUUACAAAGCAUGUAGAGGUCUGUAAUUUUUAUCAUAGGUACACUUCAACUGUGAGAGAUGGAAUCUAAAACAAAAAUCCAGAAAAUCACAUUGUAUGAUUUUUAAGUAAUACAUUUGCAUUUUAUUGCAUGACAUAAGUAUUUGAUACAUCAGAAAAGCAGAACUUAAUAUUUGGUACAGAAACCUUUGUUUGCAAUUACAGAGAUCAUACGCUUCCUGUAGGUCUUGACCAGGUUUGCACACACUGCAGCAGGGACUUUGGCCCACUCCUCCAUACAGACCUUCUCCAGAUCCUUCAGGUUUCGGGGCUGUCGCUGGGCAAUACGGACUUUCAGCUCCCUCCAAAGAUGUUCUAUUGGGUUCAGGUCUGGAGACUGGCAAGGCCACUCCAGGACCUUGAGAUGCUUCUUACAGAGCCACUCCUUAGUUGCCCUGGCUGUGUGUUUCGGGUCGUUGUCAUGCUGGAAGACCCAGCCACGACCCAUCUUCAAUGCUCUUACUGAGGGAAGGAGGUUGUUGGCCAAGCUCUCGCGAUACAUGGCCCCAUCCAUCCUCCCCACAAUACAGUGCAGUCGUCCUGUCCCCUUUGCAGAAAAGCAUCCCCAAAGAAUGAUGUUUCCACCUCCAUGCUUCACGGUUGGGAUGGUGUUCUUGGGGUUGUACUCAUCCUUCUUCUUCCUCCAAACACGGCGAGUGGAGUUUAGACCAAAAAGCUCUAUUUUUGUCUCAUCAGACCACAUGACCUUCUCCCAUUCCUCCUCUGGAUCAUCCAGAUGGUCAUUGGCAAACUUCAGACGGGCCUGGACAUGCGCUGGCUUGAGCAGGGGGACUUUGCGUGCGCUGCAGGAUUUUAAUCCAUGACGGCGUAGUGUGUUACUAAUGGUUUUCUUUGAGACUGUGGUCCCAGCUCUCUUCAGGUCAUUGACCAGGUCCUGCCGUGUAGUUCUGGGCUGAUCCCUCACCUUCCUCAUGAUCAUUGAUGCCCCACGAGGUGAGAUCUUGCAUGGAGCCCCAGAUCGAGGGUGAUUGACCGUCAUCUUGAACUUCUUCCAUUUUCUAAUAAUUCCGCCAACAGUUGUUGCCUUCUCACCAAGCUGCUUGCCUAUUGCCCUGUAGCCCAUCCCAGCCUUGUGCAGGUCUACAAUUUACUUACACAGCUCUCUGGUCUUGGCCAUUGUGGAGAGGUUGGCGUCUGUUUGAUUGAGUGUGUGGACAGGUGUCUUUUAUACAGGUAACGAGUUCAAACAGGUGCAGUUAAUACAGGUAAUGAGUGGAGAACAGGAGGGCUUCUUAAAGAAAAACUAACAGGUCUGUGAGAGACGGAAUUCUUACUGGUUGGUAGGUGAUCAAAUACUUAUGUCAUGCAAUAAAAUGCAAAUUAAUUACUUAAAAAUCAUACAAUGUGAUUUUCUGGAUUUUUGUUUUAGAUUCCGUCUCUCACAGUUGAAGUGUACCUAUGAUACAAAUUACAGACCUCUACAUGCUUUGUAAGUAGGAAAACCUGCAAAAUCGGCAGUGUAUCAAAUACUUGUUCUCCCCACUGUAUGUGUAUCGCUCUCUGUUUGCCAUAGAAAAUUAUGUGGGUUGAGCGUGAGAAAUGCACUCUACAAAUUUAUUAUUAUUAUACGUUUGUAAUGUUAAAAUUAGUUGCCCUUUUGCUAGAUCAAUGUACUUGAUGUGAAGGUAAGUAGUAGGCUACUACUACUAGUAGCCAUGCAGAAACCUGCAUAUUGGAAGUCAGUCCAUGAAAAUCCUUUGAUUUCUUCUACAGAUACACAAAGGGGGUGGACAUGUGGAGCAUAGGUUGUAUCCUAGGAGAGAUGCUACUUGGGCAGCCCCUUUUCCCUGGAACCUCCACCAUCAACCAGAUAGAGAAAAUCAUGAGUGCCAUUCCACACCCCAGCCCAGAGGGUGAGUGUUAAGUCGUCGCUGCGGGGUUCACAGAUCAUUGCUAGCGUGCUAUUUGCUUGUUGAGCACUAGUAGUGAGAAUCAAGUUGUUAUGCUCCUAACUGACCAAGUUAACUGACCAACUGAUCAUUACCUAAGUAAUGAUAUGUGAUUUUGUUUUCAGACGUACUUUCCAUCAGAUCCGAGUAUGGUGCCUCUGUGAUUCAGAGGAUGCUACUGAAGUAAGUCAUAGCGGAAAUCUACUGGGUCCUACAGAAGUAAAUGUCUAUAUAAAGGUGCAGAGUCAGCUGUCUAGACAUGUAUUCACUGCGCUGCACUGUCUGUAUUUGUCUGUGUCCAGGCCCCAGGUGCCUCUAGAGGAUCUUCUGCAGCCGUCGGUGCCCCCGGAUGCCCUAGACCUGGUGCGUCGCCUACUGGUGUUCAACCCAGACAAGAGGCUGACCGCUGAGCAGGCCCUGCAGCACCUCUACGUCUCCAGGUACCUUAGAAAUCAAAUCAAACUUCAUUUAUACAGCACAUCUCAUACAUUAAAAUGCAGUGCAAUGUGCUUUAUAGGAGCUUUAUAUAGGCUUUUGUGCUCCAGUACCAGGAUCCAUUUCAUACAUGGUUAUCAAUCAUGUCCAGUCAAAUGUGUUUUAUAAAGUCAUUUUUAAAUCGGCAGUUGUCACAAGGCACUUUAGAGUAACCCAGCCUAGAACCCAAAGAGCAAGCAAAGCUGUUUGAUGACAUAAUGCUUGAAUCCUCUUGUGAUGCCAAUACUGAUAAUUUCUGUUGUAAACAAAGGGUUUAAGUUUACGCCUGUUAGUAUAUACAGUAUAUAGGGUGCAUCCCAAAUGGCACCCUGUUCCCUACCACUACUUUUGACCAGGCUCCCUAUAUUGGGAAUAGAGUGCCGUUUGGGACGCUGCCGAAGUGUUUUCUGUUUUGUUUGUUUAUGUUACUGAGUAGCGCGAGUUGUCCCGUCUGUAUGCAUGGCUUGGAUUUAACAAUGUAUCAUCUAUUUGUGUUAUGUUAUGUAAUCUUUGCGUUUUUCCUCUUCAUGUCACUGGAGAUUCCACAACCCAGCCAAGGAGCCAGGUCUGGACUCUGACGUGAUCCUGCCUGUGGAUGAUGAUGUCCAGUUGUCGGUGGUUCAGUACCGCAACAAACUGUAUGAGGUAAUACUGAGGGGAGGGAGAAUGAUGAACACCUGUCUCAUGUUCUGUGUUUGGUUGGCUUAGGCUGGACCAUUACUGCCAAGUUUUUAACAGUAACUAAUAAAUUGUUCAACUAAGUUCUUUCAGGGCAUUAUGACAUACAGUGAGGGAAAAAAGUAUUUGAUCCCAUGCUGAUUUUGUAUGUUUGCCCACUGACAAAGAAAUGAUCAGUCUAUAAUUUUAAUGGUAGGUUUAUUUGAACAGUGAGAGACAGAAUAACAACAAAAAAAUCCAGAAAAACGCAUGGUGAGGAUGGUGUUCUUGGGGUCAUAGGCAGCAUUCCUCCUCCUCCAAACACGGCGAGUUGAGUUGAUGCCAAAGAGCUCGAUUUUGGUCUCAUCUGACCACAACACUUUCACCCAGUUCUCCUCUGAAUCAUUCAGAUGUUCAUUGGCAAACUUCAGACGGGCCUGUAUAUGUGCUUUCUUGAGCAGGGGGACCUUGCGGGCGCUGCAGGAUUUCAGUCCUUCACUGCGUAGUGUGUUACCAAUUGUUUUCUUGGUGACUAUGGUCCCAGCUGCCUUGAGAUCAUUGACAAGUUCCUCCCGUGUAGUUCUGGGCUGAUUCCUCACCGUUCUCAUGAUCAUUGCAACUCCAUGAGGUGAGAUCUAGCAUAGAGCCCCAGGCCGAGGGAGAUUGACAGUUCUUUUGUGUUUCUUCCAUUUGCGAAUAAUCGCACCAACUGUUGUCACCUUCUCACCAAGCUGCUUGGCGAUGGUCUUGUAGCCCAUUCCAGCCUUGUGUAGAUCUACAAUCUUGUCCCUGACAUCCUUGGAGAGCUCUUUGGUCUUGGCCAUGGUGGAGAGUUUGGAAUCUGAAUGAUUGAUUGCUUCUGUGGACAGGUAUCUUUUUAUACAGGUAACAAACUGAGAUUAGGAGCACUCCCUUUAAGAGUGUGCGCCUAAUCUCUGUUCGUUACCUGUAUAAAAGACACCUGGGAGCCAGAAAUCUUUCUGAUUUAGAGGGGGUCAAAUACUUAUUUCCCUCAUUAAAAUGCAAAUCAAUUUAUUAAAAAAAUUACAUGCGUUUUUCAGGAUUUCUUUGUUGUUAUUCUGUCUCUCACUGUUCAAAUAAAUCUACCAUUAAAAUUAUACUCUGAUCAUUUCUUUGUCAGUGGGCAAACGUACAAAAUCAGCAGGGGAUCAAAUACUUUUUUCCCUCACUGUAUAUAUUUAUAUUUUUGUAACGAAUGGAAAAAAGGCACAAUAUCUAUAAGGAGUUUUAUCCCUCCCUCUCUUAUAUCUGUCCUGUGAAAAAGAUGAUUCUAGAGAAGAGGACCACAAGGAGAAUGCCACGUCAUGUCCAGCCCAGGCCGAGGAAGAAAGAGGAGCCUGUCUCUAGGUCUGGGUCUGGGUGUGACAGUGGAGACUACGGGAGGGAAAGUCCCACUGGGAAGGACAAUGGAGGGCCGGAGCCAGUCCCAGUGGCUGGUGAUGGUGGAGGGGACCUUGGGGUUAAAUCCCCUCAUGAUAAGACAGAACACCAGGCUGCUCGUCCAGUUAUCACUGUACCUACCCCAGUACCUGUGUCCACCCAGCCAGCCCUGGAGAGGACCAGCCCUGCAGCUAGCCCCAUCAUGGGAAAGACUACAUAUAAUCCCAUCACACAUGUUGCCAGUGAGUACACUAACACACAAAAUAGCACAAUUGGUUAGGAGCCCGUAAAAUGGUAGCCAUCCCCUCCGGGCUUGUAAGUAAGCAUUUCACGGUAUUUGGCACGUGACAAAUACAAUUUGAGUUGAUUUGGUCCCCCACAUUCACACACACCUUCAUACUUCAUACACACAGACACAUACUUUGUCAUGGUAUUUAUCUUAUCUUUCUCUCAUGUAGAUGGGUAUGUUAGAAGUCUGGCUGGACCACCUCACUAUUUUCGCUCCGGUACUGCCAGCAGGAAACUGGAGGGACAGAUGAGUAAUGAAAAUGUAACCGUACCGCCAGCAGAGGGUGCUAAUGACACUGUUGUAAGUACCACGGCAAUAGGGAAAUUCUCAGGUCCCAGGAAUGAGUUUAGUUACAACAGAUUAAAUUGAUCAUGUUUAAUACAAGCUGCAACAAGGGAACAAUAAUCAGCAACAAAUCAAAAAGAUUGUUGCAGAAUAAAUUACCCAGCUUAUGCCUCCAUAACUUGCUACAUUUGCACACACUGUAUAUAUAUUUUCUGUUGUAUUUUUUGACUUUGUUUUCUUACCCCAUAUGUAACUCUGUGUUGUUUUUAUCGCACUGCUUUGCUUUAUCUUGGCCAGGUCGCAGUUGUAAAUGAGAACUUGUUCUCAACUGGCUUACCUGUUUAAAUAAAGGUUAAAUAAAAUAAAUAAAUAAAAUGAUAUCCUCUUAAGAUACAUGAUAUAAUGCAAUACCUAUGUGUGUACCGUAUGUGUUUGUGCAAAUAAUCAGUGUGUCCUCGAUCCUUGUACUAGGACCUUCAGUGAUUAGUUGCAGCGUCACUUGUUAAUAGCAGAAUACAAUGGAAAGGAUUAAACUACACACAAUUCAGACUGAGGUCUAGCAACCUUCAGCGGACACCUUGAAUAUCUAAAAUACAGAUGACUGGAUAGACAAGCAUGUUUAGUCAUUUUACAUUUUAGUCAUUUUAGCAGACGCUCUUAUCCAGAGCGACUUACAGUUAGUGAGUGCAUACAUUUUCAUACUGGCCCCCCGUGGGAAAUGAACCCACAACCCUGGCGUUGCAAGCGCCAUGCUCUACCAACUGAGCUACAGGGGACUAGUCAUAUGUAUUACAGACAGACUAUAUUUAUGAAACAUUGUGUUGAUGAUCACAACGCAGCACAAGUUAUUUUCAGUGUCCAGUGAAAAAUAUACAAUGCAUGGGGGGGAAAAGAUCUGUAAUAAUGUCUCUCUCUGUGUCUUUCUCUCGCUCUCUCUCUCUCUCUCCCCAUCUGCCAGUCUAUGGAGCAGAUUCUGCAGCGCGGUCGCUCAGCCCCUGUCAGCCGUACCCGUUCCUUCUCCCUGACCCUCUCCCAGCCCCAGAACAACCCGCUGGUCCGCAGAGACGAGCCUUCAGUGUCCUCAGGGAUAUGUGUCACCUCUGCACGCCUGGUGAGUGGACUUUGCCUUGCUACUUUAACAAGGUCAUAUGAUCUCAUAUACUGUUGCUGCUGCCACUAUUAAGGUUUUAUGGUAAUGCCAUACAUAAAUCAUAUUUUAUGUCAUUUUCCACUGUUUCAUUAUCACCCUGUUGGGAACAGGGAACUCAGCUGCUGUGCAAUGAAUCCUACUACUUCUUGUUAUUGGACCCAUAUUUACCCUCAUAACAUUUUGAAAUCUCCCCCUCUAACCCAAAUGUUCUUCCUUUUGGGGGGUAAAUAUAGAACCAGAGGUCCCAGUCUCAGACACGAGAGGCACGGCCCCCUCCUCCCAGGUUCAGUAAGAAGGUUUUCCAGAGUAACGCCAACGUGGCGGCUGCCGGGGAUCCCCGUGCCAAACUAGGCAGCUACUCUCAGGCUUACGGCACCAUCAACAAGACACAACUGGACAACCUUAUGAGGAGUCGACACCACCAGUAACCACCACACUAUGCUGGAUGUAUGGGACACUGUCUGACAUCAGAUGGGGCAAGAGACAAGGGGACAGGGAACAGGGAGAUGAAGGCUAGUGGAAUGUUUGGAGAGGAAAAUAUUAUUGCAAGACAUAAGAUUUCAGCAGUACAGAUUGAAGUAACAAUGUAGACAUGGAAAUCCAAGGAGUAAAGGUGGCAAUGAUUUAAUGCUGCCAAUUUAACCCCAUUUUCUAUGUGAAAUAAUGUUGUGCUGGGUAAUGGGGACUAUGGACCCUUAGUUUAAUGUAACUAAAUGUGCAAGGGUUUUACUGUGAAAUGCUUUAUACUAGAGGGCACAAGACCUAGCAGUGUAAAUAUAUGUUGAGUCAGGCAAUACAUUUCUAAAACAGAACAUUUCUAAUGUUAUGUGUAAUAAGUAAAUAACUAUUUUAGUCAUUUCCUAGCAAGCAAAUUCAAUAUACUUUAUUGCAAAAUGGUGCUUCCAACACAGCAAAAUAAAUGUUGACAGUGUAUGUAUGUAAAGCAAACCUGUGGUUUCAUAUUAAAAAGAAGAC